Molecule: messenger RNA, 1638 nt
Organism: Histoplasma capsulatum G186AR
Lineage: Eukaryota; Fungi; Ascomycota; Eurotiomycetes; Onygenales; Ajellomycetaceae
Product: PAP2 domain-containing protein
Exons: 3
Coding region: 255-1421 (388 amino acids)
Biological process (GO): phospholipid metabolic process
Molecular function (GO): phosphatidate phosphatase activity
Source: RefSeq, a predicted model, not a curated record
GCUUGAGGGUUAGAAUGAGUAGGGAGAGCUAGCCCGUAGUUGCAAACGGAAUUUCUUUGUCACUAUCUCUGAAGCCAUCUGCAGAGCACUCCAUUGUUUCCGUGCGCUCUCGGGUCUCCACCUUAAUUCUAUUCGCUUCAAUCGUCUGGAUUCUGCUUCGAUAGCUUGUCCGCUCUCAAAUAAAUCUACCAUUUUAUUUUAUAUCUUCCAAAUAUACCUACCGUAUGCAGUGCAAACAUUACAAUCCAAGUUAAAUGGCUAUCGCGAACCUAGUCGCAUCCUCCCGCCAUGACUGGCGAUUCUCUAAGCGGUUAAUCCUCUCAUAUGUGCUCGACUGGAUAUUAAUCUUGGCGACCGCAGCCGCAGGCCGCAUUCUUAAGUUCGCGGAACCGAAUAGACACCCAUUUUCGCUUUCUGACCCAAGCAUAUCCUUUCCAUUUACCGUUGAUGAAUCAGUUACAGUUACAGUUUUGGUUCUCGUUAGCCUCGUCGUUCCCGCAGCUAUCAUUCUUCUGGUGUGCGUUUUCUUCAUCCAAGAGCUUACAGCAGAUAGAAAUGCGCCCAAGGCGCGAGUAUGGCAACGCAAAUUAUGGGAGUUGAAUGUUGGAUGGAUGGGGCUAGGCAUCGCUUGUGCUGGGUCGUAUGUGUCUACAGAGGCGAUUAAACUCAUAUAUGGAAAACCACGGCCGGAUCUGCUUAGUCGCUGUAUGCCAAAUCUUUCUGAUAUUUCAAGUCAUGUAGUUGGAGGUCAGGGGCAAGUUAUUGACGGUGCCCCGAUUCUGGUCUCGUAUACAAUCUGCCAGGAGACCUCGGAAAAACUCACCAGAGAGGGCUUCGUUAGCUUUCCUAGUGGACACUCCUCCUUGUCUUUCGCAUGCCUAACCUACCUGUCUCUCUGGCUUUGCGCAAAAUUCUCCAUCUCAAUUCCCUACCUCGCCCCAAGGCACUAUACCCAAGAUACCAGUACCCAACAAACUGCUCGCUUAGCAAACACACACACAUCCAUCAAAAGCGAACAUGACGGCGAACCAACCCACUCUGACGCAAACCUCAUUCCGAUCAGAAAGCAAUCCGCCGCCCCGCCAAUUUACCUCCUUAUCAUCGUCGCCGCACCCAUCGCCACCGCAACCUACAUAGCCUCCAGCCGCUGGGCUGACAACCGCCAUGCCGGCUUUGACGUCCUCGGCGGCAGCCUGCUUGGUAUUUUCUUCGCCUUCUUGGGGUUCCGCUGGUAUCACCCACCGCUGAGUGCUGGCGGUGCCGGCUGGGCUUGGGGCGCGCGUGCUCCUGAGAAAGCAUUCUUUGCUGGAAUUGGGGUUAAUGGGUAUGUCAAGCAUGAGGGACUGGAAAACGGCCGGACUUCUUCAUUGAGUCCGAGUAGCUUGCGCAGGAUAGCGCAAAGCGGAGAUAAUAAUGUCUGAGAGCAGUAUGUGGACCGGUUGAUUUUAUGUUUCCUUUAUUAUGACCUUGUAUAGAUUGGUUGGCUGUGUCGUGUGGAUGGUGUCAGGGUGUUUUCCAUGGAUUGGGGAGUGAUAUAUUUCGGCGAUCCGCUCUUUGUUUCAAAUACUUCGCAUGUUUUUGUUGAUUUACUACAGAUUAGAAACUGUGGCAUAUGAAUAAACUUAGAAUUUUUUUUCC